AUGAUGACAUCUAGCCUGAAUCGGUUAUCAAAUGUCCUUCCACAGGCAAAUCAACAAGGUGCUGAUAAGAAAGGCAGUCCGAGAGUAACCACACCGAAACAAUCACUUCGAGAAAAGGAAACGCGGACAGGAGGCGCAGUAUCUGUGGUUUUCAAAGAUCAAGUGAUUGAAACUACUGAUUCGGUGCCAUCGAGUUCCAAGACGAAAGCUGCCGCGAACAAUCUGAACAAAAGUGACUCCGGUGUUGUCCAAUUCAGGCUGAGCAAACAGUUAGAUUUCGAUAGACCGGAACCAACUUUACCACUACCCAACGGGUGGAUGACUAUGAAACGACGUGGAUGUCUUAUUUACAGUCCUUCGCUAGAAAUUCAAGAAAUGGUUUUUUCGCAUUUACUACUUGUGUUAAAUGCUACUGUUCAAUUGCAAAUCACUCUCGAUGUAGACAAUACCCUCACUCCUAAUCACGUUCUAAUCGCGUUCCAACUCUCAGCGAUCUCCAAAGACGCCAAGAUGACCUAUAUCGUUAUUGGUGAGAACAAAACGGAGAUAGCGUGGUCCCAUACAAAUGGAUCAGCAAUCCUAAAUACGGAACUACCACCGGGAACAUACAAAGUGGUACCGAUUUACAGUGGAACCUGUCUGAAUCGGAGCCUCACACCUCGCGGAAAAUCAAAAACCCAACUGGUCAGAAGCGAUCCAGACCAGGGAUUUACGCUGACCGCUAAAGCUAGGGAAGCAAUUCAGCUAUUAUUUCAAAUUUACGAUGCUGAUAUGAACCAGCUGUGGAGUGGAGAAGAAUUUCGUCGAUUUGCCAAACAGACGUAUCAGCGCGCUGACGUUGAUGAAGUGUGGGACGCUGUUCGAGAGUUCUGUACCCUAAAGAACGAUCAGCUUCCCUUGGAUGAACUGGCGGAGUUGUUUAUUCGAGAAAUACAGGAAGACAAUGGGAAUCCUGACUGUUUGUGGAAUGCUCUGGAAAGGUCAGGAGUGAAUGAAAACCUCCAGUUUACUGGAGGUUUGUCUGUUCUGUUCAAUGUGAGCGUUGCCCAGAAGCAGCAAAACGAUGUCAAACUCAAAAUGAUGGAUUUGAACAGCUACAAGGGUCUUCAGACGGAACCAAAAGUUGCUGACUGGGCUUUGAGCAAAGUACGUUUCCUCUCGUAA
This is a messenger RNA of Echinostoma caproni, 1164 nucleotides long. The record is from the annotation of a GenBank genome assembly. NCBI's taxonomy places the organism in Eukaryota, Metazoa, Platyhelminthes, Trematoda, Plagiorchiida, Echinostomatidae.